AUGAUAACACGACAUCCUCAUAUGAUUUCUCAUUCAUAUUCUCUUCAGGAAGAUCAUUUUUCAGAUUGGAGGUGUAGAAUUUGUUAUGAGGAAGUCGAUACAAGGUAUGGCAUUUACUAUUGUUCUGCAUGCGGUUGUAAUUAUAUUGCUUAUCUACAUUGUGCUACCAAUAAAGCAAUUUGGGAUGGAACAAUUGUCUUAGAAGACAAUGAUGAGAUCUGCAAGGAAACAUAUACUCUGGAGAAUCCAUGUCAUGAACAUUCACUCUUUCUUGUCCACGAGUCUCCAAUGAAGUGCAGUGGUUGUUGCAAAGUAAUAGCCCAAGGUCGUGUUGCAUAUAGAAGCAUGAAGCAUUGUGAUUUCACUUUAGAUAUAUUUUGGGUGACGCGACCACUCACAGCUUGGUAUAAGUAUGAUAGACAUCCACUUACUCUAAAUUAUUCUGAUGAUUCUAGUCCUUCUCAACAUUAUUGUGAUCUGUGUGAGGAUGAACGCAAUCCUAAUAACUGGUUUUACUACUGUGUUGAUUGUGAUAACUCUCUUCAUUCCGGAUGCGCUCUCGGGAGUCCUCAAUUUAUGAAGCUUGGAAGCAAAGUCAAAUAUGGUAAUCAUCCACAUCCAUUAACUAUUGUGAAAAACAUUUGGAAUUGGCCUCCAUGCAAGGUAUGCGGUAAUAUUUGCAAUGGACUAGCCCUGGAAUGUAAAGAAUCUGAAUGCAACUUUACCGUCCACGAUUGGUGCCGUUUGUAG
Molecule: messenger RNA, 750 nt
Organism: Hibiscus syriacus
Lineage: Eukaryota; Viridiplantae; Streptophyta; Magnoliopsida; Malvales; Malvaceae
Exons: 2
Coding region: 1-750 (249 amino acids)
Source: RefSeq, a predicted model, not a curated record